UUUUUUUUUAAUUAAAAUGAACCUUUCAGCUAUCAGAUCAAUUGUUUCAUUCUUGUCAUUAAAUGCUUUACUAUAAAUUUAUGAGAAUCAGCCAGUAGAAUUCUGGGACACUAAUCAAAUGAUGUCACAUCCAAAGCUUACUCCUAUUUUUUAAUCAAAUUAGGUAAUUAUAAUUCUUAUUUUAGUAUAUCAAUUUACUAGCAGGUUUCGCUACGCUUGCAUUAGUAGAUAAGAAUAAUAAAAUAUAAAUGAGUAACAGUAUUUUAGUAGGAACAUCAGUUAUCAUCUAAAAUUUGAAGUAAUCUAUUGUAUUUUAUAUAUAGUUUAUUUAUGCCUAAAACAAUGAAUAUGAUAACAAUCUAUUUCUAACUCAUUGUAUUAAUUGCUUAACUAUUUUAAUUGUUUUCAUUUUAUUAUGAUAAAAUUCCACCAACUAUGCCCAAAAUAAAAUAAGAUAUUAUGAAAGAAUAAAAGCAAAUUAGAAAACCAAAUCAAAAGAAGUUGGUUCAAAAUAAAAAAAAAGAGAAAGUUUAGCAAAAACAAUAAAAAACUGAACAAAUUUAAUAAAUUGAAGGAAUAGAAUUAGAAUAAUAAGAUAAAUCAGAAGUUGAAUCAAUUGAAAAUGACUUUAACGAAUUCAUGAAACCAUAAUCAACUGAUUAAACAAUAACAGAAAUUGAAACUGAAAAUAUUUACGAAAUCAAUCAUGCUGAUCUUUCCUAAAUAUCUUAAACAAAAGAAGAAGCAAGUAUUGAAUAAUUAAAUUUUUAGAAUUAACUUUCUAAUUAAAAUUCAAUGGAGGAGAAGUUUCUAUUCUAAAUUGUACUUUUGAUUCAUUUGACUCUACAAUGAACAUUCUCAAUUCAACAUAUACAUCAGAAUAGAUUAAAUAAAUUAAAAUUCAUUUGUUGCUAAAUCUCUAUGAUGAAAAUGAAGAUUGUACUUGUAGACUUUGGUGUUUAAAGAAGCUUUUAACACUUAAUUGAUUAUAGAAC
This is a messenger RNA of Paramecium sonneborni, 995 nucleotides long. The record is from the annotation of a GenBank genome assembly. Lineage: Eukaryota; Ciliophora; Oligohymenophorea; Peniculida; Parameciidae.